This is a messenger RNA of Leguminivora glycinivorella, 793 nucleotides long. RefSeq names its product zinc finger protein 708-like. Gene Ontology annotation, molecular function: RNA polymerase II transcription regulatory region sequence-specific DNA binding; DNA-binding transcription factor activity, RNA polymerase II-specific. NCBI's taxonomy places the organism in Eukaryota, Metazoa, Arthropoda, Insecta, Lepidoptera, Tortricidae. The record is from RefSeq and is a predicted model, not a curated record. The coding region runs from base 103 to 606 and encodes 167 amino acids. Gene Ontology annotation, cellular component: nucleus. The transcript is spliced from 4 exons. Gene Ontology annotation, biological process: regulation of transcription by RNA polymerase II.
GUUAACCUGAUAUGUGACGUUUGAAUGGUAUAGAUAAUGUUUUGAAGUAUACAUUGGGUGCUAUAAACGUGUUGGUGGGAGGCAGCGGUAACGAAGGGCGUGAUGGUGCGCGUGCGCCGGCGCUCGAGUGGGCUGGGCACGUGGCCGUGCGACGACUGCGACGCCACCUACCCGCUGCACCAACUGCUCGACAUACACAAGGCCAGGAAGCACCGCGCCAGAAAUGUGCAGUGCGACCAGUGCGAUGCUAAAUUUUUCUCCAAAUACGACUUGCUCACACACAAAUUACGCCAUUCCAACGAAAUGCCGUUCCAAUGCGUUGCUUGCGAUAAAAAAUUCAAACGGCUUAUUUUGCUUAAAAGACACGAAAAGAUGAUGCAUUCUAAUUUACCGCUACAUUUGUGCGAAAACUGCCCCGCCACGUUCCUGUCCACCGUGGAACUAGAGGCCCACAAAAAGAGGCACGAGGGCUAUGCAAAUCGGCAACAUGUCUGCACAAUAUGUGACAGAAAGUUUCACAAACGAAACACUCUGAGUCGGCACCAGGACGUCGUUCACGGGAACAAGCAAUUCUCUUGCGAGUAUUGCCCCCAGCGUGAGUCUUAGAGUAGAGUGCGUAACUACAUAGGGCACCUCACCUCAUCCCACUUAUUUUUUAGCAAAACCGAAGCUAUGAACAUGCGCAAAUUAUUUACAAACUAUCUGGAAGUCAGCAUGGUAGCAAUAUUGUUUUACCCUGCUGCCUUCCACACUGAAUCUCACCCGCGUAAUUCGAGAUUACACUGUGUAUGUU